UUCUGCUCAGGUCCAGUUCAUGGUAAGCCUAUUGAUGUCCUACAUGCAUUAGACCAUCUUACAGCAUGGUUUCUGAAUAUGGCUUCUUCAGACAGCUGCUGGACAUUUCCAGUGAUCCUUCGUUUCUUGAGACUUAGCUGGCUAACAACAAUAAUGGUAAUGCAGGACGACCGACUGGCCCUCGUCCAUAUUCCACUGGACCUCUACCCGUAUUUUUUGAAUCCAAUCCUUCAGGUCCUUUUUCAUGAGGUACCUCCAAUUACUGGAAAUCCUACAGAUUUCCAGAAUGGUGGCCCCGACGGUGUCCACCAACGCUCCCAUCCUGCGUUCUUGAACCUCUCCAUUACACCUGUGGAAUGUUCUAUUAUGUGUCCUAGGCAACUUGCCAAUGACUAUUUCGCUCCGUUGGUUGAACGGUUUGCGAAGGAUAACGUAUCGAACCCGAGCCGCUUGUCUAUUAGCCGUGAGGAUUUCAUUGCCAUGCAAGUUUACGGAGAGGGUCUCGAGGCAGGCCAACGAGUACUCGAACUCACCAGUCCAUUAGCGAUGGCGGGAAUCUCUAUAUUCUUUAUUUCCACCUACUUCUCAGACUAUAUUAUUGUUCCUCUGCGUAGCAAGGCGCAGGUAAUCCAAACUCUGGAAAAGCGUGGGUUUCAAUUCGAGAUGUCAACGGACGCAUUCAUCAACAACAACCAGUUCAACAGUUGUCUCAGUCCCGUGUCCCCUCGGUCCACCAGCAGCCUGGGAUCUCCCCCGCCCACUCCUCCACCGUCGUCACUUGAUGAAUUGCAAACUCGCACUUUCUCUUCCUUACGAAAGAAUAGCAUCACUCCUUCGGUUGAUAAAUCACUCCGCUUAGUUCAAUGUGCGGUUCACCAUCGUGACAGCAGUGAAGUCAGCUCUAUAUCUAUACUGCGCGAUGCGCUGACAAUAGCGCUUGUCGUGGACAAGCCACGCUUUCUAUCUCUUACCAUGACGGCUGCCGAUCCCGCAGCCUCACUCUUGUUGGAACAGCGGCUUUUGCCCCGAUUCUCGAGUGACCCUACAGUCCCUGCCGAGCCAGACGAUGAAACCAGUCUCUUAUUGGGCUCGAAAGAGGAGAUCCUCGUUCCUAUAGUGCUAGAUCUGCGUAGGCUUCCAUUAGAGGCUACUGGUAUCGUUUGUGGCGUAGCUGGUAGGUUGGCCGAUGCUACGCAUGCUCGAGGUGAUGACAUCACGGAUGGUUCUUCCACAAUUAUGUCUCAUUCUUUCAAUGGUUUUUCUUCUUUUGAUGACACCAUGAAUCAUUUUUUCUCUUCGAGCGUCGGAUCAGGCGGGCCCGUGAAACCUCCAACCCCUGGUCCUGGACGCAGAUUAGCCAGCAACAGCAAUCUGACCCACCACCUGCAGCCUGACUUGGACAGCUCAAUAGAGGCUGUUGAAAUCAGCUUUCUCAGCACUGCACGAGCGGGAACCAUUAUUGUCGGUGAGCACGAGCUUCAGCGGGCCGUGGAUGCUUUGGAAGCAGAGAGUCAUGAGCCCGAGGGCCUUGAAGGAUUCGAGAUAUGAUUAUAUCUACAUUGCUGCCUCCAAUUAUACUCUGCCUUCGACUCUCAAACGUACCGCCGGCCUUCCGCAGAAGAUACCGCGGCUUACUUUCAGCUUGUCUUAUUUUUGAGAACAUCUGUGGCAACUUGAACUCUCUUCUUCCCAUUAACGAUUUACGCUCGGAUCGCAAAAUUCCGUUGAAGUCUACCAUAAUCUGCUAUACUAGCGCCCAAAAGUUCUCAUCUCAUCAUUUUGGACAAUGACACGAUAUGGAUAACAGUACAUUCUUGUUUUAAACUAUUUUCUUUUUUUUUAUUCUAUUUUUUAGUUUUUUCACUUAAACUUGUGUUG
Messenger RNA from Aspergillus pseudotamarii, 1878 nucleotides. Its product is annotated as ACT domain-containing protein. The transcript is spliced from 2 exons. The coding region runs from base 79 to 1548 and encodes 489 amino acids. Gene Ontology annotation, cellular component: cytosol. The record is from RefSeq and is a predicted model, not a curated record. NCBI's taxonomy places the organism in Eukaryota, Fungi, Ascomycota, Eurotiomycetes, Eurotiales, Aspergillaceae. Gene Ontology annotation, biological process: cellular response to L-arginine; regulation of intracellular signal transduction.